This is a messenger RNA of Chinchilla lanigera (long-tailed chinchilla), 1985 nucleotides long. It is a transcript of the gene Sbk1, whose product is annotated as SH3 domain binding kinase 1. Gene Ontology annotation, biological process: peptidyl-serine phosphorylation; peptidyl-threonine phosphorylation. NCBI's taxonomy places the organism in Eukaryota, Metazoa, Chordata, Mammalia, Rodentia, Chinchillidae. The record is from RefSeq and is a predicted model, not a curated record. Gene Ontology annotation, molecular function: ATP binding; protein serine/threonine kinase activity.
UCCAGUGAAGCUGAUAUGUCAGGAUUAAUGGUCGGAGUUCCCAUGUCCUGGAAGAAUGUGAGAAUUAAAUUAGUUCACUUACAUGAGGCACUUGGCAUAAAGCAAGCCUUCCCUAUGUGUCAGCUCUUUGUCAUCACUUUCGUUGUCACUCUCCAUCUCAUAGCACCUCCAGCUUUUUGUCCAGCGACCAGCUCUACUCACAGCGCCCCCUGUCUGCCAUGCAGGGGGUGGUCCGUCUGCACCUUGUUCAGCCCAUACCCUGGGUUCUCGUCCAACCUGCCCCUGAAUUACUGUGUGACUGUGAGCACAUCAUUGUCCACUCUGACCAUCGCCUUCUGCACCUGUAAAAUGAGACUAAUGCCACUUCACGCAGCCCCUGGGAAAAUAACUCUGCGCCUACAGGGUCACAUCCAGGAAAGACGAGAUAUAAAAAGUUACAACUUCCCCAACACGUAAGGAGUUAUUCAGCCGGCAUUUGUCACGCCCUGCCUGAGUGCUGGGAAUAGCAAGAUGAUUAAGGCAGGGGCUUGCUCUCAAGGAGCUCUUGGGUUUCUUGCUGGGAUGCAGGUACACUUGUCUGGAACCUUUAGGUGGGGAGUUAUGUAAGCCCAACUCCAACCAGCUUAAUUAAGCCAAAAGGGAAAUUUACUGAUUCAUGAAAUAAAUGUUCAGGAGUAAAGUUGCCAUUAGGCAUGCCAGCGUCCAGGCCUCACGGUCACCACAAACCGCUUCAUCUUUCAGUUCUGCUUUACCCUCGUGGCGGCAGAGUCAGCCCCCAGCAGCAGGGUGGGAGGGCACUGCCCCAGUGGGUCUCCUUUGACCACAUGUCCGUCUCGGGGGUGGAUGCGUGGGUUGUGCCAGGCCCACCCUGCAAGCCAGGGUAGAAACCACCCUCCCAAGCCCCGGGGGCCGAGAGAGGGGCCGGUACCGAAGAAAGGGGAACUGAUGCUGAGCAGGAAGAGGAACAGAGCACAGGCCCAUUCAAGAAACUGCUGAAAAUGCGGAGCAAGGCAAGGAUUGAGUCAAAUCUGGUCUGAAGACGAGUUAUCUCACUAUGUGCACAAGAAGGAUGGGAGAGGAACCUGCAGCCAGGGAGAAGAUGAGCGUGGGCUGCCCAGAGCCGGAGCCGCCCCACUCCCUGCCCUGCUGUGGGCUGGGGACCGCCCCUGGGCCGGGGGCGGGCGUGCCCCUCCUCACGGAAGACAUGCAGGCGCUGACCCUCCGCACCCUGGCUGCCAGCGACAUCACCAAGCACUACGAGCUCGUCAGGGAACUGGGCAAAGGCACCUACGGGAAGGUUGACCUGGUGUCCUACAAGGGCACAGGCACAAAAAUGGCGCUGAAGUUUGUCAACAAGAGCAAAACAAAGCUGAAGAACUUCCUGCGGGAGGUGAGCAUCACCAACAGCCUCUCGUCCAGCCCUUUCAUCAUCAAGAUGUUCGACGUGGUCUUCGAGACCGAGGACUGCUACGUCUUCGCCCAGGAGUACGCGCCCGCCGGGGACCUGUUUGACAUCAUCCCUCCCCAGGUGGGGCUCCCCGAGGACACGGUGAAGCGCUGCGUGCAGCAGCUGGGCCUGGCGCUGGACUUCAUGCACGGGCGGCAGCUGGUGCACCGCGACAUCAAGCCCGAGAACGUGCUGCUGUUCGACCGCGAGUGCCGCCGCGUGAAGCUGGCCGACUUCGGCAUGACGCGCCGCGUGGGCUGCCGCGUGAAGCGCGUGAGCGGCACCAUCCCCUACACGGCGCCCGAGGUGUGCCAGGCGGGCCGCGCCGACGGCUUCGCGGUGGACACGGGCGUGGACGUGUGGGCCUUCGGCGUGCUCAUCUUCUGCGUGCUCACGGGCAACUUCCCGUGGGAGGCGGCGUCGGGGGCCGACGCGUUCUUCGAGGAGUUCGUGCGCUGGCAGCGCGGCCGCCUGCCCGGGCUGCCCUCGCAGUGGCGCCGCUUCACCGAGCCCGCGCUGCGCAUGUUCCAGCGCCUCC